ACACUCCACACAGUUCGAUAGCAUAAAGAUUUUUAAAGUAAAAAUCAUAAACUAACGCACAUAUAUAAAUCUAUAUUCCAGCCUAUAUGCAUAAAGAAAAGACAAGCGUGAUACCCGCUUUGAUAAGAUCUCUUCCUUUAUCUUUCUCAGUCUGUGAGAGAUACACGGAGAGAUAAAAGUGUGUGUGUGAGAUAUAGAGAGGGAAUGGGGUUGGCUUUACUUUUCUGUACUGUAUUAUGAGCAAAGAGCAAAAACUCAUUCUUUCAAGAAGAAGAUGACUCCAGAAGAAAAUGCGCAGUCCUCCUUGCUUGAUUCCCUGUACUGUGAAGAGGAAAAAUGGGGCGAAUUUGAAGAAGAAAGCAAUGAAAAAACCACCUUUAAUGGAGGAAAUCUGUCUCAUCUUCCUUUACUGUUAACCGAACAAGAUUUGUUCUGGGAAGAUGAAGAACUUAACUCACUUUUCUGCAAAGAAAAUGAAGCAUUUCUCGAUGGAACAGACAUUUCUCUUUCUCUGCAGGCACGCACAGAUGCAGUUGAAUGGAUCUUGAAAGUCAAAUUUUUUUAUGGGUUUUCAGCGUUGACUGCCAUUCUUGCAGUAAAUUAUCUUGACAGGUUCCUUUGCAGCAUCCAUUUUCAGAAAGAGAAGCCAUGGAUGAUCCAACUUGCAGCUGUUACUUGCCUCUCUUUGGCUGCAAAAGUUGAAGAAACCUGUGUUCCCCUCCUCUUAGAUCUUCAAAUUGAGGAUACAAAAUGCAUGUUUGAGGCGAAAACCAUUCGAAGAAUGGAGCUUCUGGUGUUAUCAGCGCUCAAUUGGAGGAUGAAUCCAGUGACUCCACUUUCAUUUCUUGAUCACAUUAUUAGAAGGCUAGGAUUAAAGAGCAAUAUUCACUGGGAAUUUCUCCGGUGCUGUGAGAAUCUCCUUCUCUCUCUAUUGGCGGAUUCAAGAUUCGUACGCCAUCUACCAUCUGUCUUGGCUACGGCAACCAUGCUUCACGUUAUUCAUCAAGUUGAGCCUUGCAAUGCGAUUAACUAUGAAAACCAGCUUCUUGAGGUUCUUAAGAUCAACAAGGAGAAAGUGAAUGAUUGCUAUGAGCUUAUUUCAGAUUUGUCAAACAGGUGUUUACAUGGCCAAAAAAAUUCCCAGAAGCGGAAAAUUUGUCAAGUUCCAAGCAGCCCAAGUGGAAUAAUGGAUGAAUUUUUCAACUCGGAUAGCUCUAAUGAUUCAUGGAGAACUGUAGUAUCGUGCGUUUCCUCAACGCAUCAGCCUGUCUUCAAGAAAAUUAGGGUUCAUGAACAGCAGAUGAAAUUACCAUCUUUAAGCAGGAUUAUUGUGGCUGCAAUUAAAAACCCUCAUUAGCUAUCUAUCUAGAUUUGGGUAGCACGGAAUGGCAAAUAAAGAAGCUAUAAUUUCGUUCAUUGUACUGUCCAAUGUUGUUCCGAACUGCACACCAGAUAUGCACUUAAAUUGGUUUCGUAUUUAAGAGUUCAAGUUAAAUUGCAUGCAUUUAAUCACUCUGCCAUUAUCACAAGAAGGGUACUAAAAUCAGAAUAUUAUUAUCGUAAUUAAAGAAAGAAGAAGAGAGUUAAUGGUGGCAGAAAGAGCCGGCAAUUUACACAGAAGAGUGAAAAGGACAAGGAAUGAAGAAUGUCUGCAUUCUGUAGCUAUGAUGAUGCUAAAUCUCUCUCUUUCUCUCCAUCUCGUCCUUUCCGGGAAUACUACUUUGUAUGGACAUGUCUGUAUUAUCAUAAAUUGAUACAAUAUUUAUGUUACCAUGUUUGAGA
This is a messenger RNA of Olea europaea var. sylvestris, 1782 nucleotides long. Its product is annotated as cyclin-D3-1-like. The record is from RefSeq and is a predicted model, not a curated record. Bases 275 to 1357 code for a protein of 360 amino acids. Gene Ontology annotation, cellular component: nucleus; cyclin-dependent protein kinase holoenzyme complex; cytoplasm. Lineage: Eukaryota; Viridiplantae; Streptophyta; Magnoliopsida; Lamiales; Oleaceae. Gene Ontology annotation, biological process: mitotic cell cycle phase transition; regulation of cyclin-dependent protein serine/threonine kinase activity. Gene Ontology annotation, molecular function: cyclin-dependent protein serine/threonine kinase regulator activity. The transcript is spliced from 4 exons.